UCGAUAACAAAUGAAUCAUCAACUCAAGAACAAGCAAAGACCAACAGUUGAUGGUCAUGAUGAUAAGAAUUAGAGGAUUACACCUUUCUACAUAAAUUUCAUAAGCAUUAUAAUCCCACACAUAAUUGGAAUCAAAUAUUAAAUACUUGUCGCUAUUUUCUUGCAUUGAUUGUUCGUUUUUCAGGGGAAAAAAACUAGUUCUUACACACGGACUAGCGAAAAAGUCCCUAAGAAGCAUGUCCUCUUCAUCAACAGAGUUGAAACUAGCCCUAGCAAAGAGGGUUUUAUCGAGAGUGGGCUCAAUUGCUACAACAAUCAUGUUGGUUCAGACGAUAGUCCACAACUACAUUCCCAGGGAACUCUAUGCGUAUCUCUUCUAUGGACUCAAGAACAUGUUCACCAAUUCCUCAAAACAGCUAACGAUGGUGAUUAACGAAUUUGAUGGCCUAGUCAAAAACAAAAUUUAUGAAGCUGCAACAAUCUAUUUGGCGAACAAGUUAUCCCCUCACAUCCAUAGACUUAAAAUCAGUAAGACUGUGAAGGAGAAAAAUUUCAACAUUACCAUGGAACGUAAUGAGGAGGUAAUAUUUUGCGUGCAUAUACAUAUUGUAUUGCUUUUGACUCUUCAAAUAUAUUAAUUACUAAGAAUACAUAGACUAGAGUGGACUAAUUCUGUGGGUAAACAAAAAUAUUUUGACACUACAGAUUAUAAAAAAUAUUGUGUCUAUGAGCUAUUUAGAAAUAAAUUUUUUAGCUUUUAGCAUCAUAAAAAAUGUAUUAUUAUGUUUAGAUAUACUAAUACAACUUCUAAUUUAAUGAUAAAUUAGACAACUUAGAAACAAACAAACUAAGUGUAAUUAUAAAUAGGGUUGGGGUUGGGGUUGGGGUUUCAAGAUCAGACAAACAUAUCUUGAUACAACAUCUGAUUCACUGAUAAACAAGAAAAAAUAAAAACAAACUAUGACAUUUUUCUAAUAGUCCACCAUUAGAAAAGUAAAAAUCACUUUUCUUAAAAUCAUGAUUUGAAAAAUUGUUCUAUAUUCAUAAGUGCUCAGGUAAGUUUCCACAUUUAAUUUACCUUCGUAAUAAUUUAAGAUAAUAGAUCUUGUGAAGAUGAUGUUUUUUCUUUAAUCUUGUGAUUCUAUUCCAACAGGUUAUAGAUGUUUAUAAUGGACAGACAUUCAAGUGGAUUUGGCUCUGCAAACAAACAGAGUCUAAACACUUCUACAACCCCAGAGACAUGGAUUCUGCUGAGAAAUCUAUAAUAAGGUCCUUUGAGUUGACAUUUCACAAGAAAAACAAGGACCUUGUCCUUAAUUCUUACUUGACAUACAUCGUGGAAGAAGCAACAUUGCAAAAACACAAAAACAAGACGAUCAAGAUUCAUACUGUGGGUUACGGAAAGAAAUUCUGUUUACAUAACAUGUGGAAGUCGGUGAACUUUUAUCAUCCUACCACUUUUGAGACAAUCGUGAUGGAUUCAGACCAGAAAGACAUGAUCUUGAAGGAUUUGGAGAAAUUCAUGACGAGGAAAGAGUAUUACUGGAAAGUAGGAAAGGCAUGGAAAAGAGGGUAUUUGUUGUUUGGUCCUCCGGGGACUGGGAAAUCUAGUUUGAUAGCUGCAAUAGCGAAUUAUUUGAAUUUCAAUAUAUAUGAUUUGGAGUUGACUAAAGUGACAAGGAAUUUAGAUUUAAGGAAGUUGUUGGUUGCCACAACCAAUAAGUCAAUUUUGGUGAUUGAGGACAUUGAUUGUACCCUUAAUUUGGAAGCUAAUUUGGUUAAUCAUGAUAUGAAUGUUCAUUCAAAUGAUUUUUAUCAGUCAGAAAGCAUGGUAAUGAUUUUUAUCAGUCAGAAAGCAUGGUAAAUUUAGUCUUUUAAUUUUGUAUUUCCUAUCUUUACUAUUCCGACUUGGUUUUAGUUUAUGGGGUAGUUUGACAUCUAUAGUCAGGGAAUUGGUCAAGUUGAAGAUUACGGGUUUCCCUCUUGCUAUUAGUAUUUUUAGGUUAAUUGAUUAAUUACCAUAAAUUAGAUAGGAUAUGUUGGCUUCUUUUUAUUUCAGCAUUUCGACAUGACAAGAUGUGAUGGAGUUCAGAACAAUUGUUAUAAUGUGUCGAAAUAGUCGAUAUUUUUUUAUAAAUUCUACCAACAUGGAACUACAAUAAUUUCACCCUCCAUUAAUUUGUAAUUUUCUUGAAUAAUUUAAGAGUCAAUUAUUGGGAUACUUUGGAUA
Molecule: messenger RNA, 2230 nt
Organism: Solanum lycopersicum (tomato)
Lineage: Eukaryota; Viridiplantae; Streptophyta; Magnoliopsida; Solanales; Solanaceae
Source: RefSeq, a predicted model, not a curated record